Molecule: messenger RNA, 1144 nt
Organism: Glossina fuscipes
Lineage: Eukaryota; Metazoa; Arthropoda; Insecta; Diptera; Glossinidae
Exons: 1
Coding region: 390-947 (185 amino acids)
Source: RefSeq, a predicted model, not a curated record
AUAAUAAAAGCAAAUUUUUUUUCUAUUAGAGGAAAUUUCAAACACAUUAUGUUCAUUUAAAAAGUUUACUAUGACUUUAUGCAGUUUAUGAAACCGAAGGCAGUCAUGAAUUUUACUUCAAAUUGAGUUAAACAAAAAAAAAAAAAAAAAAAAAAAAAAAUCGUAAUAAUCAGUAUCUGCUUAUUCCAUAAAAGAAAAUAUUCAGAACGGAAAAGUAUUACUGCGGGAAUCUAGCGGUAAAUUUUACAUCUAAAUUAAAUCAAUUGCAGUGAACUGUCUAAUAAAAAUAAAAAACGAAAAAUAAACUAGAAACGACCCGAUUGAUUUUCAAUUUUCAAAAAAAAUAUAAGAAAAAAGAAGACAUUUAGCCGCAAAACCGCUAUAGGAGGAUGUCAGCAGCUUGUAUUUUCAGCCUGAAAUUAAAUAAAUUAUGGAAGAUUCGGUCCAGUCCCUUGUUGUUCAAGAAAAAUAUAACAAUCACCCGCAAUUAUAAUACAAUUAAAAGGGAUUUAUUCGGCCCGAUCAACCCCAUAGAGAUGAAGAAACUUUUUCAGGAGGCAUUACAAAAAAAUUCUAAAGAAGAAGCAACGAAUUUGAGCCCCAAUUUUCGCAUGAAUUCACCGCUGAUGACUGCAUACUUCCCAUUUAUAUAUAAGCGUAUAAUUGGCAGCGAAGGUGGCAUUAUUGUUCCAGAGGUGCGUUCUUUAAGCUCAAUUUUCUUUAUUCAGCCUCCGCAAAAAGCUUUUACUUCUUUAUUGGGAGAAAAUAUUUAUGAAAAAAAUGACGGAAAUACAAACGAUAUAGAUUUUAACGAAUGGUUUAACGUUGCUGACACACCCAUGACGUUCGAUUUUCCCGAAAUUCGCCACGACUCAGUGGGCGGGCCUGAAAAUUGCCCAGCGGCUUCGGAAGAAACUUUAAUACGAAAGAAAAACCAAAAGACAUAAGCAAAUCAUAUCAUGCAUUAUUCACUUCAUGCAUCACUGAUGACCGCUCUGAACGGACACCGAUGCCUCCUCAAUAUAUUUUAAUCAUUUUAUUGAUAUUCGCUAUUCUAUUUUCAAUCAAGAUUUACGUAACUUUUUAGCUCAUUAACGAAACGAUAUUUACGUUUUCGCAUUAAAAUUUUUACAAUUAUAUAUAU